GACAGUUUGAAGACCAUAACAGAAGCAAGUGUCCGGCGGUUUGCUGAAUGUAUAGUUAAAUUUGAGCGUUUCAUUUACACUCAGUCCUCGUGUUCCAUAUCAAAGACAGCGACAGUGUGGCAGCAUUUAACAAAAAUAAGAACGGAAACAAAGUCGAAUGAAAAACUGCAAGCAACAGUUAGCAUUUCACAGCUCGACUGGCAAACAUGGCAGACCACUUAAAAACGGGUCAGGACAGUACACCCACGGAGAUGAUGAGGACUGGUAUUCUCGUCAGUAUACAGGGACGCCGUGGUGCGCGCCCAUUAAGGUGAAACAUGGCCAUGUGACUUGCCGCACGCCCAGAGGAGAGCAAUACAGGAACGUGAUGGGAACACGCUGUAAAAUCCGCUGCAAGCAGGGAUAUGAGAUCCAGAGUGAGGAGGUGGUGUGUAUGGCCAGCAAACACUGGUCGUCUAACUACGCCUGCAGAGAGAUCCGCUGCCCAAAGCUGAACAUGCCUGCUAACGGGGGCUACAAGUGUUCAGACGGCUCUUACUUCAACUCCCGCUGUGAGUUUUUCUGCUCCCCCGGAUUCAGUCUGAAGGGCCAGAAGACAACGACCUGUCAGCACAACAAGAGGUGGAGUGUGGAGGUUCCUACAUGUGUCGAUAUGGAGCCACCUAAAAUGAAAUGUCCUACUGUAAAAGACAAAUGGGCAGAGCCAGGAAAACUGACAGCCAGGGUGACCUGGGACACACCAGAGGGAGUGGACUCUGCAGACGGAAUCCUCACAGACGUUACCUUGAAAGGGAAACCUUCAAAGUCAGACUUUCCGGAGGGGCUUCAUAAAUUGUCCUACACUGUGUUUGACCGAGCGGGGAACAAAGCAACCUGUCGCUUCACUGUCAGAGUGAGAGUGCGACGGUGCAGCCCACUCUUCCCACCAGACAAUGGGUACAUGAAGUGCGACAGCGACGGAGACAACUACGGCGCCACCUGUAAUUUUAAGUGCAUCGGUGGAUACGAGCUGCAGGGCAGCGCUGCCAGAGUGUGUCAGUACGGACUCACCUGGUCCGGCACAGAUACCACCUGUACAGCCAUGAAUAUUAAUGUGGGAGUGAGGACGGCCGCGGCGUUGCUGGACCAGUUCUAUGAAAAGAGACGCCUGCUCAUCAUCUCAGCUCCCACAGCGGCCAAUCAUAAUUAUCGCUUCCAGAUGACCAAUCUACAGCCGGCUCAGUGUGGACUGGACCUGAGACAUGUCACAGUCAUUGAGUUAGUGGGAACUUAUCCUGCACAGAUCGGACGGAUUCGACACAGGCUGCUGACCCCGGCGCUGGCCCUGCAGAUCAGGUUGUUGCUCCGGAUCUCUCAGCGAUCCUUCCAGAUGGUGCUGUUGGACAAACAGGGCAUCGACAAACAACGAUAUCCAUUUCCAAUCACGGCAGCUGAACUCUUCACCACCAUUGACACGUUCCCUUUGCGCAAGGAUGAGAUGGUGCUACAGCAGGAGGCGGGGCAGACCUGUCAAUCAUAGAACACUACUGUGCAAUCACAGCCUCAGUCAAAGUCUCAACAGGAUGACAGUUUGAACUCUUUUAGUUCUGUAUACUAUGGUGUGUGUGUUCAUGUGUGGCUGAUUGAGUGCGUGUGUGUGUGUGUUUGCGCGUGUUUGAUAUGGUGCUGAUCUUUUUUUGAUCCCUCAGUUACACCUUUCACCAUGUUUUAUUCUUAAUAUAAAUAUUUUCACAUCCAAAUAUGUUUUACUGUUUUGUACAAAAAAGCCUUUUUAUUGUAUGAACUAUAGAUCUUUUACUUGUCUCAUAUUUAUGUCUCCUCCCAGAUAAAUGAUGAUAUAAACUGUGUAUGUGUUAUGUACAGUUAAUUUGUAACAUAGACACUGAUUAAAAACAGUUUGAAGUUUGUUGCAUUA
Messenger RNA from Cynoglossus semilaevis (tongue sole), 1915 nucleotides. It is a transcript of the gene srpx, whose product is annotated as sushi-repeat containing protein X-linked. Bases 158 to 1519 code for a protein of 453 amino acids. The transcript has 10 exons. Gene Ontology annotation, biological process: phagolysosome assembly. The record is from RefSeq and is a predicted model, not a curated record. Lineage: Eukaryota; Metazoa; Chordata; Actinopteri; Pleuronectiformes; Cynoglossidae.